Messenger RNA from Adineta steineri, 683 nucleotides. The record is from the annotation of a GenBank genome assembly. NCBI's taxonomy places the organism in Eukaryota, Metazoa, Rotifera, Eurotatoria, Adinetida, Adinetidae.
AUGGAUAACAAAAGUUUUGAAAAUGAUUUCAAAACAAAUACUAUUACUCCUGAUCAAUCAUCUAUCCCCACCGAUUCUACUAUUCAGUUAUGGCCAACCAAUGGCAAAUCUCAAGCUGGAGAAGAUAAUAUUCAUAGUAUUCCAAUUGAAGAACUUUACAAUCGUUAUCAUACUAAUCCACAAACUGGUCUAUCUGAAGAUUCUAUAUCCGAUACUCGUGCGUACUAUGGUUACAAUAGACUUACGCCACCUGAACCACCUAAUUAUUUUUUGCUUUUAAUUAAACAAUUGUUUACUGGUUUUAAUAGUAUCUUGUGGUUUGCUGGUAUUCUCGCUUUUCUUGCAUACAAACCAUUUGGAGAGUCUAAAUCAGCAGUGUCAAAUUUAGCAUUGGGUAUUGUCAUUUUUAUUGUUAUUAUAUGUAAUUCAAUUCUUAAUGUAUAUCAACAACUUAAAUCAAUUAAAAUUGUAGCUGCAUUUUCAAAAUUAAUACCAGCAUUAGCCACUGUUCGACGAGAUGGACGAGAACAACAAAUUGUUACUGAUGAAAUUGUUCCAGGUGACAUCAUUCUUGUUCGAAUGGGUGACAAACUACCUGCUGAUUGUCGUUUCAUUUCAUGUGAUGGUGUCAAGGUAAAUACAUCAGAACUAACUGGUGAAUCAAAACCAGUUUCAAUUACAGU